AUGUCGAUCAAGUUAGCAACUAAAAAGCCUAGUUACCAUGUCAAGUUAUCAACUAAAAAGCCUAGUUACCAUGUCAAGUUACCAACUAAAAAGCCUAGUUACCAUGUCAAGUUACCAACUAAAAAGUCUAGUUACCAUGUCAAGUUACCAACUAAAAAGCCUAGUUACCAUGUCAAGUUACCAACUAAAAAGUCUAGUUACCAUGUCAAGUUACCAACUAAAAAGCCUAGUUACCAUGUCAAGUUAUCAACUAAAAAGCCUAGUUACCAUGUCAAGUUACCAACUAAAAAGUCUAGUUACCAUGUCAAGUUACCAACUAAAAAGCCUAGUUACCAUGUCAAGUUACCAACUAAAAAGCCUAGUUACCAUGUCAAGUUACCAACUAAAAAGCCUAGUUACCAUGUCAAGUUACCAACUAAAAAGCCUAGUUACCAUGUCAAGUUACCAACUAAAAAGCCUAAAAAUACCGUGUUCUGGCUUUGUUUGGCCUUGUCCCCUUUCUUCCGCGCCUCAUUUUCCACCACAUUGUGUAUAUCUCCCUUUCAUGCACUUCUCUUCCUCCCGCCCCUUACUCCAUGA
Procambarus clarkii (red swamp crayfish) is the source of this 579-nucleotide messenger RNA. Lineage: Eukaryota; Metazoa; Arthropoda; Malacostraca; Decapoda; Cambaridae. The record is from RefSeq and is a predicted model, not a curated record.